Messenger RNA from Zingiber officinale, 1200 nucleotides. Its product is annotated as exopolygalacturonase-like. Gene Ontology annotation, molecular function: polygalacturonase activity. Gene Ontology annotation, biological process: carbohydrate metabolic process. The transcript is spliced from 5 exons. Lineage: Eukaryota; Viridiplantae; Streptophyta; Magnoliopsida; Zingiberales; Zingiberaceae. The record is from RefSeq and is a predicted model, not a curated record. The coding region runs from base 1 to 1200 and encodes 399 amino acids.
AUGGCUUGUAGUACAAUGACGUUAAAAGCAUUCCUUUUUUCUUUCAUUCUCAUGUGCUUGUGGAAAUCCAGCUUUGAGCAAGAAAUCUUUAACCCAUUGGCUUACGAGGCGGAAGGAGACGGUGUGACGGACGAUAGUCAGGCGUUAGUAGACGCAUGGGACUCAGCGUGCGAGCACCAUGCGCCGGCGAUCUUCCUCAUCCCGGAGAACACCACCUUCUUGUCCGGUCCGGCGAGCUUCGAAGGCCCCUGCCGCGUCACUCCGACGGUCCAAAUCCGCGGCACGUUGAAGGCCAUCGAUUCCCUCAGCGCCUUCCACGACCCCGGCUGGAUUGAGUUCAAGCACCUCGACGACCUCCACAUUGACGGCGGCGGCACCUUCGACGGCCAGGGUUCCCGCUCUUGGUCCCACGCCUGCUCGUACUGCAAAAAACUCCCCAUGUCACUGAGGCUUCUGAAGGUGAGCAAUACGACGGUGAGCAACUUGACGUUCGUCGACAGCAAAGGGUUCCAUAUCAGCGUCCAGAUGAGCUCCUCCAUCAACGUAAACCGCCUCAACAUAACCGCCCCCGGCAACAGCCCCAACACCGACGGCAUCCACAUAAGCGAGUCCAACGACGUCAAGAUCUCCGACCUCCACAUCAGCACCGGCGACGACUGCAUAUCGAUCGGUCAAGGCGCCACCGACGUCCACAUAGAGAAUAUCAUCUGUGGCCCCGGCCAUGGAAUUAGUAUCGGAAGUCUUGGGAAGUACGAAAACGAAUCGGAUGUUUCCGGUGUGCACGUGCGCAAUUGCUCCAUUUCCGACACGACAAACGGCGUCAGGAUCAAGACUUGGCCGGGCUCCCCUCCCAGCCAAGCAUUCAACUUCACGUUCCAGGACAUCGUCAUGGACAACGUCUCCAACCCCAUCAUCAUCGACCAACAAUACUGUCCGGAUGCCAAAUGCGUUGCUCCUCCAUCUCAAGUGAAGAUCAGCAACGUGACGUACAACAGAAUAAGGGGGACUUCGAACGAGCAGGUGGCAGUGUCGCUACUUUGCAGCCAAAGCGUGCCUUGUGAGAACGUGAUUCUGCAGGACAUCAACCUGACCAUGGCAAGCAAUAUCACGUCCAAUGCCACCUUGUCAACUUGCUCCAAUGUUGUUAAUGGUUCUGCAGUAGGAACUCAGACUCCUGAUCCCUGUCUUACAAAGGUCUAG